AGGGUUAAUUGCACUCCAACCCUGGAGUUCUGAACAUAUUUCGUUCCGGCUUUUUUGCCAUUCCGUAGUGUUGAUUUCAUCAUCCGGUAGCUAUAGGCCCUAACGUGCCACGCUUGAUGUUGUGAUCAAGGGCCUAUUGUCAUUGUUAACACUCAUUUUUGCUGCGGAUGACCACUUUUCUCAGGGAAAGGUGAAUCGAACAGUUAAUUAUCACACGAUGAGGUGGUUUUUUUCCUACCACUGUUGAAACUUCAAAAAUAACUCGCCACGUGUACGGAGCAUUUUGUAAACAGACACUGGCAGUUUCGUCACUGUUUCGUCAUCCUGUUCACGUGUACUACAUAUAUAGUGACCGUACGGAUAGCGAAUAUGACCAAAUCCGAGUAUCGAGUAGGAAAUACAGAAGAUGCUGAAAUGCAGUUUGACCAAGAACAAGUACCAUGGUGGACCUCCAAACGCCUACAGCUAGCAAUCCUUGGAUUUUUUGGGUUCAUCAAUGUUUAUGCAUUGAGAGCCAAUAUGAGCGUAGCUGUAGUGUGUAUGGUCAACUGGACAGCGGUGCAUGAAAGGCAGAGAAAUUCUUCAUUUGGCAGUAAUGAUCAAGCCAUGUCCAGCAGCUGUGGUCUUGUGUCUGCCGGGUCAAACUUCACGGAAGCGCCAAAGUUUGAGGACGGAGAGUUUGACUGGAAUGAAGAUAUACAAGGUUAUGUCCUUGGAGCCUUUUUCUGGGGCUAUUUGGUUACACAGAUCCCAGGGGGGUGGAUUGCCACUCGAUUUGGAGGGAAGAAAGUGUUCGGUGUGAGCAUGAUGGCAGCCUCUGUAGCAACAUUUAUCACCCCUGUGGCAGCCCAGACAAGCCCCAUGUUCCUGAUUGUGUUACGUAUAAUCCUUGGAGUGUGUUCAGGAGUCACAUUUCCAGCUAUGCAUGCACUCUGGGGAAGUUGGGCUCCACCCUUAGAAAGAAGUAAACUGACAGCAUUCACAUAUGCAGGUGCACAGCUUGGUAACGUGAUCACUUUGCCACUGUCUGGUGUUCUAUGUAAAUAUGGUUUUGCCGGAGGUUGGCCGUCUAUAUUCUAUGUUUUGGGAAUGGUGAACCUCGUGUGGGUAGUAGUAUGGUGGAUCUUGGCUAGUGACAGUCCAACACAACAUAAAGGCAUCACCAAAGAGGAGAGAGAUUACAUCAAUCAUGCACUGUCAGAAUCUAAACACAAGGAAUCGGGCGGGAAGUUAAACGUUCCCUGGCUGAAGUUUUGCACAUCUGGCCCUGUUAUUGCUAUCAUCAUCGUCAACAUCAUGUCUGAUUGGGGAGCCUACACUCUGCUUGCAAAUAUUCCCUUAUACUUAAAGGAGGUCCUCAAGUUUGAUAUUGCCAAAAAUGGUCUGUAUUCUGCUCUUCCUUACAUCGUGUUCUGGGCUGUAAUCAACAUUGGUGGAUGGUUAGCAGACUACAUGACGAGGAAAUGUUUCACUGUAACUGUCACAAGAAAGGUAGUCAAUACGGUUGGUAUGAUCGUGCCUGCCCUUAUGCUGAUUGGCUUGGGUUAUGUGGAUUGUAGCUCUCCAAUCCUGGCCAUAGCCUUGCUGACCCUCGCUGUGGGACUGUCUGGUUUCCAGUAUAGUGGUUGGCUGGUCAAUCAUGUAGACAUUGCUCCUGUUUAUGCUGGCAUUCUGUUUGGAAUAUCAAACUCCAUUGCAUCAGUCACUGGUUUUGUCAGUCAGCAAGUUGUGGCUGCCAUCAGGAAACUGGAAGGAAUGGAUAUGCGGUCCCAGUGGCAGAUUGUCUUUUACGUGGCUUGUGGCAUGUACACAUUUGGAGCACUGGUAUUUAUUCUUCUGGGAAGUGGAGAACUUCAGCCUUGGGCAAUGGAGAAAAAGAGUCCAGAGGAUGAGGAUCUCAAUGAGGAUGAGGGGCGCAAUGUGGAUAUUGAGUUAGACCAAAUCUGUAAUAAGGAGUCUGCGAAAGUGAAUGGACACAGUGCUGCUCUGGCUUAAUAAGGAUGUUUCGGGUUUUAAUGUUAUAGUUUGAACAGUCAAUGUGAUGUAGUUGUUAAAUUUUACAGCUUUGACACUAUAUAUACUUGUAGUUGUAAACAUUUUGGAAAUUUCGUUAAUUUUUACAACUACACAUAAAUAUCAUAGCUUUAAUUAUUUGAUACAUAUGUAAUAUGUAUUAUUAUUACAACUUUGCAGAUUUGACAUAGUUGCUACAUUUUACUAAUUUGCUGCAAUUUUGUUUUGUGCAGUUUUGCAAAAAUAUAAUAAUUGUUACAAUUGUGCGUAUGAAUUUGUUAUAUGAUUUUAUCCAUUUGGCUCAAUAUUUUAUUGUUAUGAUGUCGCCUAUUUGACAUAGUUGUUACAUUUCUUGCCAAUUUGAUGUAAUUGUUAACAUUUUCGCCAAUUUGACAAUGUUUAAUACAGACUGGACAAUCAUUACUGCAGUGAUAUAUGGGAUCAGCUUACUUAAGAUAAAUACCUAUUUUUUUAAUAGUGACAAAAAAGUUUGUGGAAUGUAUUUUUUCCAACUGAACACUUUGAAUUUAACAUAAAAUUGUUGGUAAGGUUGCUUACUGUUUUGAGGGUCAUUUUGUUGCUUUUUAGAAAGGCUUGUUUAUAAAUAGUCAGAACACAAUGACCUCUCAUGACCUCUGAUUACCAUAUUGAUUAUAGACGAGUCAAUAUUCAUAAAAGAAACAAGUAUAUAGAUAAAUGGGUCAAAACUACAGGUGAAAUCUUGUGACAUCAAGGGCGUGUGUAUACUGUACAAUGCACCUGAUCAAUGAUUAGGUUGGUAUUCCGUCUUUGCGUAUUGCAGAGUUAUCUUCUCUUGAGA
Messenger RNA from Mizuhopecten yessoensis (Yesso scallop), 2833 nucleotides. RefSeq lists its product as uncharacterized. Gene Ontology annotation, biological process: monoatomic anion transport; transmembrane transport. The transcript has 10 exons. Gene Ontology annotation, molecular function: transmembrane transporter activity. Lineage: Eukaryota; Metazoa; Mollusca; Bivalvia; Pectinida; Pectinidae. Bases 370 to 1995 code for a protein of 541 amino acids. The record is from RefSeq and is a predicted model, not a curated record.